AUGGAACAAUCCACCCAAAGUGCUAGCCAGCAGCAGGGCAGACAGCAACCUGUGUAUGAUACUAGAAACGGUGGACACUAUGCUGAACUUUAUACGGGUACUUGGGCAAAUGUCAAUCAAGGCUUGCAAGGCACGGCUCGUGAUAUUCUGACAACGUAUUGGCAGCAUAUCAUCAACCACCUCGAAUCAGACAACCAUGAUUAUAAAAUCCAUCAACUGCCAUUGGCGCGUAUUAAGAAGGUCAUGAAAGCUGAUCCAGAGGUGAAAAUGAUUUCAGCCGAGGCACCAAUCCUCUUUGCUAAAGGUUGUGAUAUAUUCAUUACCGAGCUGACUAUGCGAGCUUGGAUACAUGCCGAGGACAACAAGCGGCGCACUCUGCAGAGAUCAGAUAUUGCCGCUGCCCUCUCUAAAUCCGACAUGUUCGAUUUUCUCAUUGACAUAGUUCCCCGUGAGGAGGCCACGUCGCACGCAAAGCGAUCUAGUCAGGCGGCAGGUGCACCGUCGGGGGCCCCUGGGCCUACAGGCGCUGCAGGACAACUUCCGCCAUCCCAGCACGGAGUGCAGCACCCGUCACAUCACAUGGCACCCCCCGACUACAGUUUGGGCCAGCAUGGUCUUCAAGACCAGGAAUAUCGUCAACCAGCUAUGUACGCGGGACCUGUGCAAUCGGAUCCGACUGCAGCAUAUGGUCAGCCGCAAUCUCAAAUGUUUGAAGGAAUGUAUGCCGCUUACCCGCACUUACCGCCACAGCAGUGA
Messenger RNA from Aspergillus oryzae RIB40, 756 nucleotides. It is a transcript of the gene hapE, whose product is annotated as CCAAT-binding factor complex subunit HapE. Gene Ontology annotation, biological process: regulation of DNA-templated transcription. The transcript is spliced from 4 exons. The record is from RefSeq and is a predicted model, not a curated record. Gene Ontology annotation, molecular function: DNA-binding transcription activator activity, RNA polymerase II-specific; protein heterodimerization activity; DNA binding. The coding region runs from base 1 to 756 and encodes 251 amino acids. Gene Ontology annotation, cellular component: CCAAT-binding factor complex; nucleus. NCBI's taxonomy places the organism in Eukaryota, Fungi, Ascomycota, Eurotiomycetes, Eurotiales, Aspergillaceae.